Clonostachys rhizophaga is the source of this 864-nucleotide messenger RNA. NCBI's taxonomy places the organism in Eukaryota, Fungi, Ascomycota, Sordariomycetes, Hypocreales, Bionectriaceae. The record is from the annotation of a GenBank genome assembly.
AUGCCCCCUGGGAAAUUAAACAACCAGCGUGCCGCGGUUGAGUGGGUUAGGGAUAACAUCCCAUCAUUUGGAGGUAAUCCUAAAAAGAUUACUCUAUGGGGCCAAUCUACAGGCGCAGCUUCCAUUGUGUUGUAUGACUUAGCCUACCCAUCUGACCCAAUCGCGCAUGGCUUUAUCGAAGACUAUGGUAGUGUCUACCUGCUCCUUUGUAGUGAUGAUAACGUCUCGGCUAAGAGCUUCUCUCCCCUGGCGAAAGCUAUGAACUGCUCAGGCGCACCAGAUCACGAACUGAGUUGCCUCCGUAACUUUGCUGCACCAAUAAUCCAGUCUUACCUAGACGUUACAGAAGAGAUUGAAUUUUCUCCGGUCAAGGACAAUAUUACUGUUUUUCAAAAUAACAAGGCUCGAUACGCUGCAAAGCAAUAUGCCCAGGUUCCCAUUAUAGCUGGCGCGAACGUCCAUGAAGAGACAGACGCAUUCCUGUGUCUGAGUGAUCAAGGCAUCAAAUACCGAGCAGCGGCAACCUCUCAGCCGAUAUUCUUCUACCAUUAUCAUGGUAAUUCCAGCAAUAUCGCUCCCAUUCCUUCAGCUGGCGCCUACCAUUCAUCUGAGCUCCCGCUGAUCAUGGGCACCUUCAAUGACAUUAACGGUUUGGGGCCGGAGUUUCAGACGGAGAUAAGUAGAACCUUGCAGGAUCCCUGGCUAGCUUUUACCACAGAUCCAACACAGGGCCUAGUCGCAUCCGGCUGGGAACCAUAUCCUUCAGCCGUUAUAUUUGGUGAUACAACCAAGGAGCAAGUAUUCCAGUCUGUUCAAGUUUCAGAAGUUCCAGGCUGGAAUGAAUGUCUUCCUGUAGAUGCUUAA